AUGACACGCUGUGUGGUUCUCGCCGGCACACCGGUUGAGCAAUGCGUCGCGAACAACGAAGCGCGUGUUCAUCGCCAGGAAGAACACGGCGACAAAACAGAGACGAAUGAGUCGACAGCGACAACCAUCCCCACAGAAACCACGGAACACUACCCUCCCGAAAUCCUCCAGAACCUAAUCUUCCAAUAUCAAGGACCCAGCACGCACAGCCGCUGGGACAAGCUUCUAUUCAUCGUCUCCUGGGCCGACGCAGAGCCUCCCGUUGCCGACAUCUGGAGCGCUCUCACCGAUAUCCCUUAUAUCCCUUAUCCAUCUGUUUCCGAAACAGACAAUAAGCCCUCGACCCUGGCGUCCUCAUCCGCAGCAACACACAUCCCCUCCACCACCUCCUCCACCGCAGCCGGUAGCAAGGCCGGAUCCCUCACUACAUCAACGUGGACGAUAACCCCACGCGUGAAAAUUCAACCGCACCAAGCAACCAAUAUCAACAUCCUCAUCCGCCCUUUACGACAUGGAUAA
Molecule: messenger RNA, 519 nt
Organism: Aspergillus melleus
Lineage: Eukaryota; Fungi; Ascomycota; Eurotiomycetes; Eurotiales; Aspergillaceae
Product: putative RNA polymerase II Elongator complex associated protein Kti12
Exons: 2
Coding region: 1-519 (172 amino acids)
Source: RefSeq, a predicted model, not a curated record